Cucumis melo (muskmelon) is the source of this 1093-nucleotide messenger RNA. RefSeq names its product transcription repressor OFP12-like. Gene Ontology annotation, biological process: negative regulation of DNA-templated transcription. The record is from RefSeq and is a predicted model, not a curated record. Lineage: Eukaryota; Viridiplantae; Streptophyta; Magnoliopsida; Cucurbitales; Cucurbitaceae. Bases 34 to 813 code for a protein of 259 amino acids. The transcript has a single exon.
UGAAAUUCACACACAAAGAAAAAAAGAAAAACAAUGCCAACCAAACUUGGAAGAAACUAUUUGAACCUUUGUUUUACAAAGAUCAAAAACCCUCUCUCCGCCACUCAAUCCUCUCCCCCCAUCACCCACACCCCAGAUCGCCGCCGUCAAACCACCCGUUCCUUCUCCUCCACCGCUGCCGCCUUCAUCACAAACUACAACUCCCUCUACGAGAUCACCACCACCACAAACUCCGACUCCAAUUCCCCCCUUUUCGGCCUCGCCAAUGACAUUGGUGUCGCCGAUCCCGACGCCUACGUUGCCGUCGAUUUCAUUACCGCCUUCACCUCCCAUCGUUUCUUCUUCUCCUCUCCUGGCAGCUCCAACUCCAUCAUAGAAUCCACCACUCCCACUACUACCGAAUCCACGACGACCAUGUCAUUGUCGUCCGAGUACUCCGCCAGGUACGAAGGCAACGACGACGAGUUGAUGAUCUUCAACAAUAGCCAUGUGAUCCCCACGUACUCACCGGACCCUUACAUGGACUUCCGACGGUCAAUGCAAGAGAUGGUGGAGGCGCGUGAGAAAAUGACGACGGCAGCAACGACAACAACGAUGAAAAAGUCAAGUUGGGAAUUCUUGCAUGAACUUCUUUUAUGCUAUCUUGCACUCAACCCUAAAGCCACUCAUAAACAUAUCCUUAAGGCUUUCGCCGACGUUGCCACGGUAAUAAAACCGCCAUUGGCGAUGAAGGAGACGGAGGAAGAGGGGAAUAAUGUGGAUCGGGAAUCUGAGUCAAUGGUGGACGACGGGGGGGCCGGGCGGUGGCUGUGAGAUCUCCGGCUAACAAAAUGAUAGAGAUUGAUGCAUAUAUAAUAAUUAUUAAUUAUUAAAUGUGGGGUUCCAUUAAAAUAUUGAUUAGAUUAAUCAUAAAGUUUUUGAUAUGAUGAUUUUGAGUUUAUGAAUAUGAAUAUGAAUAUAUAUAUAUAUAUAUAUAAUAUAAGUGUGUAGAGGGGAGGGAAGAAGAAGAGGUGGGUCCCACAUGACUUUGGUUUUUGUCACCUUAAUUAAUUAUUAGAUCAAAACCAUUAUCUUUUUUACUUUUUUGUUUCCU